This is a messenger RNA of Spea bombifrons (plains spadefoot toad), 4048 nucleotides long. It is a transcript of the gene FGFR1, whose product is annotated as fibroblast growth factor receptor 1. The transcript has 18 exons. Gene Ontology annotation, molecular function: ATP binding; fibroblast growth factor binding; fibroblast growth factor receptor activity. Gene Ontology annotation, biological process: positive regulation of cell differentiation; multicellular organism development; fibroblast growth factor receptor signaling pathway. The record is from RefSeq and is a predicted model, not a curated record. Lineage: Eukaryota; Metazoa; Chordata; Amphibia; Anura; Pelobatidae. The coding region runs from base 303 to 2753 and encodes 816 amino acids. Gene Ontology annotation, cellular component: signaling receptor complex; membrane.
UUAUUUAUUUUAAAAAAAAAAAUCUUUUUUUUCAAAGCGGAAAUUCUAAGAGGUUUUAAAGCCGUUCAGGAGAAACAAUUGAAGAUUUUUUUUAUUUUUUUUUUGGCCGUUUUAAGCACUUUUUUUGAGAAUUUUUUUUUUCUCCUACUUUAAAAGUUCAAAAAGGAUAAAUAUUGGACGUCUUCCUGGGAGGAGGAGGAAAAACAGAUCAAAACAUCUUGAGCAGGAGCUGUGUGAAGAUCGUGUCCGCUCUGACACUGGAGGCCUCAUGGAUUCCCGGGGGCUGCACUAGCCGAGCUGGGAUGUUCUCCAGAAGAGCUUUGCUUCUAUGGGGUGUCCUACUUGGUGCUGCUCUCACAGCUGCCCGGCCCCCUUCCAUCCUACCGGACGAAGUUGCCCCAGAAACAAAACCAGACAUGGAAUCGUAUUUGACUCGCCCUGGAGAAGUGAUAGUAUUACAGUGCAGGCUCCGCGAGGAUGUUCAGAGCAUCAGCUGGGUGAAAAACGGCGUUCAGCUUUUGGAGACUAACCACACGCGUAUAACAGGGGAGGCGAUACAAAUUAUCGACGCAAGGCUGGAUGACUCUGGUUUAUAUGCCUGUGUUACUAGCGGCCCAUCAGGAACCGAUACGGUUUUAUUCAAAGUUAAUGUAUCAGAUGCUGUACCCUCAGCCGAAGACGAGGAUGAUGAUGAUGACAAUUCUUCCUCCGAAGAGAAAGCAGCAGAAAGUUCAAAACCCAACCGUCCAUUUUGGUCCACUCCCGAGAAGAUGGAGAAGAAACUUCAUGCUGUUCCAGCUGCAAGAAAUGUCAAGUUCAGGUGUCCAGCGGGUGGAAAUCCCGCACCAACACUUCGCUGGCUGAAAAAUGGCAAAGAGUUCAAGCCUGAUCACCGUAUCGGUGGCUACAAGGUCCGUUCUCAAACCUGGAGCCUGAUUAUGGAUUCCGUGGUUCCCUCUGAUAAGGGAAAUUACACCUGCAUCGUGGAAAAUAAGUACGGGAGCAUCAACCACACGUAUCAGCUGGAUGUUGUUGAGCGUUCACCGCAUCGGCCAAUCUUACAAGCUGGGCUCCCGGCAAAUAAAACGGUCACCGUGGGGAGUAACGCAGACUUUUACUGCAAGGUGUACAGUGAUCCCCAGCCUCACAUUCAGUGGCUCAAACACAUAGAAAUCAAUGGGAGUAAAAUUGCUUCGGACGGCUACCCGUACGUGGAGGUGCUAAAGCACUCUGGGAUUUAUAGCUCAGAUGCAGAAGUUUUGACACUGUACAAUGUGACAGAGGCAGAGAGUGGGGAGUACAUAUGUAAAGUGUCCAAUUAUAUUGGUGAGGCCAAUCAGUCUGCGUGGCUUACCGUCACCAGACCCGAGACAAAAGCUGUGGAUGAAAAACCGGCACUUAUGACCUCAUCAUUGCACUUGGAAAUCAUCAUCUACUGCACCGGGGCAGCGUUUGUGUCGGCAAUGUUGGUGACCAUCAUUAUCUUCAAGAUGAAGCACCCCGCUAAGAAGUCUGAUUUUAACAGCCAGCUGGCGGUGCACAAACUGGCUAAGAGCAUCCCUCUGCGCAGACAGGUAACAGUUUCAGCAGACUCCAGUUCGUCAAUGCAUUCAGGAGUGAUUCUGAUUCGACCUUCUCGACGUUCGUCCAGUGAUUCCCCCAUGCUGGCGGGUGUCUCUGAAUAUGAGCUUCCUGAAGACCCCCGCUGGGAAGUAGCAAGGGACAGGCUCAUCCUUGGAAAGCCGCUUGGAGAAGGCUGCUUUGGUCAGGUUGUCAUGGCAGAAGCCAUCGGCUUGGACAAGGAUAAACCCAACAAAAUCACCAAAGUCGCCGUGAAGAUGCUAAAAUCUGAUGCAAGUGAGAAGGACCUUUCUGACUUGAUUUCAGAGAUGGAAAUGAUGAAAAUGAUCGGCAAGCACAAAAACAUUAUUAAUCUACUUGGCGCCUGUACCCAGGAUGGUCCUCUAUAUGUGAUUGUGGAGUUUGCAGCCAAGGGUAACCUACGUGAAUACUUGCGGGCACGGCGCCCACCUGGUAUGGAGUACUGCUACAACCCCAGCUGUGCCCCCAGUGAACAGCUCACCUUUAAGGAUCUGGUCUCUUGUUCUUACCAGGUGGCCCGUGGCAUGGAUUACCUGGCCUCUAAGAAGUGUAUCCACAGAGAUCUGGCUGCAAGGAAUGUUUUAGUGACAGAAGACAGCGUUAUGAAGAUUGCCGAUUUUGGCUUAGCCCGCGAUAUUCAUCAUAUAGACUAUUACAAAAAGACAACCAAUGGUCGGCUACCUGUAAAAUGGAUGGCCCCAGAAGCUCUUUUUGACCGAAUAUAUACUCAUCAGAGUGACGUUUGGUCGUUUGGGGUGUUGCUGUGGGAGAUCUUCACUCUUGGAGGAUCCCCUUAUCCAGGAGUCCCAAUGGAAGAACUCUUUAAGUUGCUUAAAGAAGGCCAUAGGAUGGACAAACCCACAAACUGCACCAACGAGUUGUACAUGAUGAUGAGGGAUUGCUGGCACGCUGUUCCUUGUCAGAGGCCAACCUUUGUACAGCUGGUUGAAGAUCUAGACCGCAUUGUGGCUCUGAGCUCGAACCAGGAAUACCUCGAUCUCUCCAUGCCAGUGAGUCAGUAUUCUCCGUGUUUCCCAGACACUAGAAGUUCCACUUGUUCCUCGGGGGAGGAUUCUGUAUUUUCCCAUGACCCUUUACCAGAUGAACCUUGUCUUCCAAAAUAUGCCAAUGGAGGAUUAAAAAAACGCUGACCUUGGGAGUUGCAGCAAAUGAGACUUCUCCUCUUCCAACUCCAUCAGACUUCAAGCUACGAACAUUUUGUAUCUAGCAUUCCGAAAAAAAACUAAAACUUCCAGAAUUCCCAGACAAUGCGGUACGAUUACAUUCCUGCAUCUCCAGCGCUAACCUUUUACCUCGUGCAUUGUAGGAUUUUUUUUCCUUUUUAUUUCACGAUUGUAUGGGAUAAUUUAUUACCCGAUGACUUUAAUCAUACACACUUUCUUUUGCGCAAGAGGUUUGGACAUUUUCAGCAACUUGGACAACUUUUUGGACGUGUCGGCAAAUUGUGAAGAUUCAAGCUAAAUUUAGUGUUUUUUUUGAAAAGAAAAACAAAAAACAAACUUGUGUUCCCUUAGUUUUUCUUUCCACCCUCAAGUUUCAUUACACUCCAUAUAAGUGUCCUUAGGUACCUGGAACACACGUUGUCGUUCUUUUUGUCUUCUACAGAGGGUAUAUUUGAACAAACAAGGAUAUUUACCAUAAAUCACGAAACUUUCAGCAUGCCAUCUUCUCAAACAGUUAGUCCUUGGGUCUUUCACCAAAGAAACCUCAACACAGUCCCGUUUUUUUGUGUUUUUUUUAAUAUAAAAUCCAUAGCUGGUUGAAAUGUAUAACUGAUGCAGGUUUAAUUUAAGGUUACGUGCUGUGACUGAUUUAAAUGAUAGCUACACAGAAGUCUUAAUAUAUUAAAGGAAUGUUUUAAUGCAGCUACAUGUAGGCACCGUAAGUGGACUGUUCUGAAAUCAUGCACACAGAUUUCAUUCAUACGUUUUUAGAAUCCUUUGACCAAUCAAUGGUACGAGAGGUGAUGCCCGUUGACCUGUCCUCUUCUCAGCUCUUACCCAGAAUCCUCCUGGGAUUCUGAUUCUUUUAAUAAAGACUAUAACCAGGGGCCUGAAUUUUAAAAGUUCGAUUCAAAAGGUCUUGAAAACCCUACGGUCGUCGUUUUACGUCUCUCUAAUUAACGGAAAAUAAACAUGGGCGAGUGUACCAUUUUAUGCUUUCCUUGUGUAUAUAGCUAGAAAAUGUAUAAAUAUGAAUUAUAUAUUUACAUGUCUUUUUAAGAAAAAUGUUACGAAAUAUAUACCAGUUUGGUAGUAAAUUGGCUGGUAGUUGUCAGUUGCUAUAAACAAAAAAAAAAAAAAAUCAUAUAUUUUGCUACGUUUUCAGUUUGUAUUUUUUUAAAUUAUGUUCGAAAAACCUUUCUUAUUUCAAGUACAAGUCCCUAAAUAAAGAGCGGAUCAACUUCAGUUGACUUUUCGUUUUA